Molecule: messenger RNA, 1423 nt
Organism: Tricharina praecox
Lineage: Eukaryota; Fungi; Ascomycota; Pezizomycetes; Pezizales; Pyronemataceae
Exons: 1
Coding region: 189-1271 (360 amino acids)
Biological process (GO): canonical NF-kappaB signal transduction
Source: RefSeq, a predicted model, not a curated record
CGGGUGGUGGCCCGUCGCGACAACCUUGGGCGUCCGUCGAAGAGGGUAACUUCUCGGUGGCUGACGGAUGCUGCACAGCCACAGAUGCCACGCUUAUUUUUUAGUAGGGCUCGUGUUUAACCCAUGCUCACCACCAGGCAAAGCAGCUCUACUCGUACUGUGCUAUACACCACAUCCGCAGCCGCACCAUGUCCCGACCAGAGUUCACCAACGACCGUCUCGGAAUACUGCACGGCAUAACGCAAGAUGAAGCACCCCCGCACUCGGCACCGUCUCCCAAGCGAGCGAAAAAGUCCCACCGCAGCUCGCGCUCUCACUCCGGCGACGACAAAGACCGAGACCGAGACAACGACGGAAACGGGGGUCGGGACCGAGACCGCAAAUCCAAAAAAUUCCGCUUCAAGAAGCCGCACCGUUCGAAGGAGAAAGAGCGCACCAGCUCCAGCCGUCACACCAGCAGUAGCACGUCCAAGACUCCGCGUGACAAAUACCACGCCCCACUAGACGACGACCCGACAGCCUACGACGACAGCUACAUCCCGAACCUUGCGGCGUGGAACUCCUCGUCCGGUGGUCCCGACGCGGCCUUCCGCGAGUCCCUCUUUGACGCCAUGGCGGACGACGAGGGCGCCGCAUUCUGGGAGGGGGUCUACGGCCAGCCUAUACAUGUUUAUCAGCGCCCGCCAGCGAAGGAUGAGAGGGGGGAGCUGGAGAUGAUGGACGACGAGGACUAUGCGAAAUAUGUUAGAGAGAAGAUGUGGGAAAAGAGUCAUGAGCACAUCAUGGAGGAGCGCGUUCGCCGGGAGAGCAAGAGGGAACGGAGGAAGAAGGAGGAAGAAGAGGAGCGGGUUGAGUGGGAACGUGAGGAAAAGGAGCGGCGGGUGAGGGAUAAGUUGAGGAGGGAGAAGAGGUCGAUCGAGAAAAUGCGCGCGCGCUGGGAAGAGUACGCCCAGUACUGGGAAGCUCAUGCCAAAGGGCCAGGCGGCGGUGAUGGUGGGGGUGGUGGUAUACCUUGGCCCGUCGCCUCCGGUAAGUCACGAGAUGUGACAAGGGAAGCCGUCGAGGAGUUUAUUCUUGCCGCUUCCGGUGGUCGGUCAUCUUUGGCGGAUGUUGUCAAGGUGGAGAGGAUACGAUGGCAUCCAGACAAAGCCCAACAGCGGUGGGGCCGGGAUGCUCUCGGCGAGAUGGAAAUGAGGGCCGUCACAACUGUGUUCCAAACCCUGGACGCAUUAUGGGCGGAGCACAAGAAGCAGAACGAGAAACCCUCAUGAACGAUGGUAGCUACAGACGUAGCUUGCGCGGCAUGUUGAUUUUGCAUUACAUGCAAGUACUUGCAAGUACUCGUAAUGCUUUUGACUUCCACUUUAUAGGUGGGUACUUCAUACUUGAUUCGAAUAAUAGCAACGGCGGUAAUGAUAAUUGC